AUGAAAAAAGAAAUUAAGGGAAAAAAGAAAGAGGAAAAUUCAGAAGAGGAUCGAGAAAGCGGUGACCUCGAGAGCACUAAUUCUGAAGCCGAAAGUAAUAUUGGAAAUUCACAGUCAGAACCUGAAGGUGUUCCAUUAGAGGAACUUUCUGACUCGGAAAUAGAAGGAGACAUCAUUCCGAAACAACGCGUCACGAUAAAUAACAAAUCAGCACUAAGAAAAAUUUGUAAUGAAAUUAAAAUUGACGCACCAUGGAUCGAAACCCAGUCAAUCACAUCUUCGGAACCGGUGGUGAUCAAAGACGUUCAUAAUGACGUUGAGCGCGAGCUAGCAUUUUAUAAACAAGCACUCGAAGCUGCCGUUGAAGGACGCGAAAAGAUCAUAACCUCCGGGGUACCGUUUUCGAGACCAGAUGAUUAUUUUGCGGAAAUGAUUAAAUCUGACGAGCACAUGUCUAAAAUACGGAAGAAAUUGAUUGACGAGGAGAAAGGGAUUAAAGCUAGCGAAGAGGCGAGGCGUCAAAGAGAAUUAAGAAAAUUUGGCAAAAAAGUACAAGUGGAAAAAAUUCAAGAGCGACAAAAGCAAAAGAAAGAAGAACUGGAGAAGAUUAAAUUAUUGAAGAAAAAACGAAAGGGUAUUGAAGAGAACGUUGAUGAUGAUUUUGAAAUCGCGUUAGACGAAGCUGCUGAGGAUGACAGACCAAAGAAACGACAAAACACUGGAAAGAACAAAAAACGUCUAACUAAGGACGUAAAAUUCGGAUUUGGUGGAAAAAAACGAUUUUCAAAAUCGAAUACUUCCGAGACAUCUGGAGAUUUAUCUGGAUUUGGCGCAAGUGGUGGUAAGGGUAAUUUUCAGGAAAAGCCAGAAGACAGAGUGCAAGAAACAAAAAACGCUAGUUUGUUCAAUCGAGAAUCUUUUGCCGGUCCGUUUUAG
Molecule: messenger RNA, 936 nt
Organism: Acaulospora morrowiae
Lineage: Eukaryota; Fungi; Glomeromycota; Glomeromycetes; Diversisporales; Acaulosporaceae
Source: the annotation of a GenBank genome assembly